CCUUGACAGGGGCUGCAAAUUAUUCAGUAUUUCAUUUGAUAUUAUUUUAUUUUUUCAGACAAAGAGGAAAGCUUAUGUAGUUUUCUGCCUCAUGUAUACAACUCACUUGGCUGGCUUUGGAUAUCUCAUACCUUGCCAUGAGAAAGUUUGUGUUUGGGAGAUGUUUGUAAGAGUUGUUCUUCAUGCAAAAAAGGUUGGCCAUGCCUCCCAAUUGUCCUUUGCAAAAGUUCCCCAUUUCCAUCACUAUAAUGCUCUACUUAUUUGGAAAGUAGACAUUUCCAAGUGUUAUAUUUUUUCUGUCUGUCUCCCAGUUUAAAUUCCUGAGUAGAGAAACAAUAGUGCUGAGGAAGUUUCUUGUUAUUGUAUUACUUCAGAUCCAUUUUUAAACACAAAAGGGAAGUGAACAAAGUUUGGGGAGUCACACAAAAUGGGUAGAAGUUACAGACCCAAGAUUCCCUCUUUAUUCUAUUCUAUUAUUGCAUAUUUCAUUUAUUAUUCUAAUACACUGCUUCAAGAUCUCUUUGCAUAGUAAUUCGUAUUAAGGCAGCUAUUUCUUUGAUCUCGGUGGUCAUCAUUACCUGAAAAAGAUUUGUUUUCAUCCUAGUGUUUUAUUGUCUCACAGGUUAGUUUGAUGGCCUUAUAUGAACAGAGGACUGGACACGUAGGGACAUAGAUGAUAGAUAGAUAGUUUGAUACAGUAGACAUCUUUACUUCAAAUUACGCAGUUACUGAAUGUAAAACUAUUGCAUCAGCCACUUCCUUCGAGAUCUACCAAGUGUUCAUGUAAACUAAAAUUUAAUGUUUGGAGCAUUAAGUGGCUUUCUUUUCAUGAAAAGCUGUUGCAAUAAUGCUGUAAUGAGUUAUGGGGCAGUGUCUUCCACCCCCGUCUCCCCUGGUGAUACCUUAAACUUAUUUAUUAACUGCUCAAAGUCGAAAAGCAUUUUCUUAGUACAGAAAUGACAGUUUGCAGAAGGGGAGAAAGAGUUUGCUGGUAAACGGAUGUAUUAGCAUGUUUCCAAACCACAAAGGAAAUUGAGAAGUAGGCUUGAAGUUUCUGUUUCAAACAAGAAAACUUUGCAACAAGUUGCAAAGCAGGAACUGGUUCGAAAUAUCAGCCAUUGCAUCCAGAUCUACUCGGAACCAUGAGUAACGGCACAGCUAACAAGAUGAAUGGAGCUUUGGAUCAUUCAGACCAACCAGACCCAGAUGCCAUUAAGAUGUUUGUUGGACAAAUCCCCCGUUCGUGGUCAGAAAAGGAGCUAAAAGAACUUUUUGAGCCUUACGGAGCUGUCUACCAGAUCAACGUUCUCCGAGAUCGGAGUCAGAACCCUCCCCAAAGCAAAGGUUGUUGUUUCGUAACAUUUUAUACAAGAAAAGCUGCACUUGAGGCACAGAAUGCACUGCACAAUAUUAAAACUUUACCUGGGAUGCAUCAUCCCAUUCAGAUGAAACCUGCAGAUAGUGAAAAGUCCAACGCCGUGGAAGACAGAAAAUUGUUCAUAGGCAUGGUUUCGAAGAAGUGUAAUGAGAACGAUAUCAGGGUGAUGUUUUCUCCGUUUGGCCAGAUAGAAGAAUGCCGAAUCCUCCGGGGACCAGAUGGGCUGAGCAGAGUGCCCAGCCUCAAUAUGGAGUCUAGCAGAGGCUGUGCGUUUGUCACGUUUUCGACAAGGGCAAUGGCACAGAAUGCAAUCAAAGCCAUGCACCAGUCUCAGACCAUGGAGGGUUGUUCUUCACCAAUAGUCGUGAAGUUUGCUGACACCCAAAAGGACAAGGAGCAGAGACGUUUACAACAGCAGUUGGCACAACAAAUGCAACAGCUCAACACUGCCACCUGGGGGAAUCUUACAGGUCUUGGAGGACUUACGCCACAGUACCUGGCUAGAUUAGACAUUAAUAUGGAUUUACAGCAUCGACUCUGGGGACCUUCAUUCCAACACCAGGCAGAAGCAAGAGACUGUAUAAAUCUUCUGCAGCAAGCGACCUCCUCCAGCAACUUGGGUGCCUUCAGCGGCAUUCAACAAAUGGCUGUUCCCCUUUGUGUUUCCUCUGCAGGAAUGAAUGCUUUACAGUUACAGAAUCUGGCAACCCUAGCAGCUGCUGCUGCCGCCGCCCAGACCUCAGCUACCACCACCAAUGCCAACCCUCUCACCACAACAACCGGUGCCCUCGGUGCCCUCACGAGUCCAGUGGCUGCAUCAACGGCAAAUUCCACAGCUGGGGCAGCCAUGAAUUCUUUGACUUCUCUGGGGACUCUCCAAGGACUGGCAGGAGCCACUGUUGGAUUGAAUAAUAUUAAUGCACUAGCAGGUACCGUAAACAUUGCAUGUGGAACUCAAAAUCUGGGCCACUGUAGGCCGAGGACGACAAUAUACCUCCCAGAACAACAGAGGCUGGGGAAUGUUGCUCAAAUGCUCUCAGGUAUGGCCGCCCUGAACGGAGGACUUGGUGCGACAGGCUUGACGAAUGGUACAGCUGGCACAAUGGAUGCCCUCACCCAAGCCUACUCAGGAAUCCAGCAGUACGCCGCUGCGGCACUGCCGACGCUGUACAGUCAAAGUUUGUUACAACAACAAAGUGCUGCAGGCAGCCAGAAAGAAGGUCCAGAAGGAGCCAACCUUUUCAUUUAUCACCUCCCGCAGGAGUUUGGAGACCAGGACAUUCUGCAGAUGUUCAUGCCUUUUGGGAAUGUUAUCUCUGCUAAGGUCUUCAUUGACAAACAGACCAAUCUGAGCAAAUGUUUUGGUUUUGUUAGCUACGACAAUCCUGUCUCUGCACAAGCUGCUAUACAGGCGAUGAAUGGCUUUCAGAUUGGCAUGAAACGCUUGAAAGUUCAACUGAAGCGCUCCAAAAAUGACAGCAAACCUUACUGAUCCUUACCCCCAGAAGCUUACUGCUAUUAAUUUAGAUUUCUUAGGGUAAGUCCCUUGAGCGAACCCACCUUCCCUUUGUCGUGGUGGGGGGCCUUGAGAAAAAGACCGUAACAACACAUUGCCGACCACCGCCAAAAGACCGCUGUUUUGACAAGACUGCUUCCAUUUUCCCCAACAGCCAAUAAAGGAAAUUUGGUGACCCCAACCGAAUAAGUACCAAAUUAUGUACUUUCGAUAUUUGUCUUCAUUUUUUUUCUAAAAAGAUUAAUUGUCCUUCAAAAGAAAAUCUGCACAUUUCCCUGAAAUAUUAUUAAAUGAAAUUGUCAAGAAAAUAAAAUGGGGAUAAUGAAAGCAGUUGGACGUCUGGACCUAGACUUAUCCAAAUGGCACCAGCAAUUUAUAGGAUAAUACAGUGGCCCUGGGCCAGGAAAGGAAUUCAUUAAGAAAUGAUACCAAUUCUUUUUCAUUCAGUUUGUUUCUUAUUAAGGGGCUUGAAUAAUUUUUUUUUGUUCUUAGGGUUUCAGAUUGACGUUAUGUUAUAUUAUCCUGUUAAACACUGGUCGUCUUGAUAUAUUUCACCUGUUGGUUUUAUUUUUUAUUUCCGAUUUAUUUUUUAUGUUCUUAGGAGGUUUUUUUUUAUUUUCAGAGCUAGUGUAAAAACAAAAAAGACAUCUGUUUCUAAAGCUACAGGGUUUAAAAUAAAUCAAAAGAGUGACAAUACUUGAUGUUUCUUGAGAGAUAUACAUUUAAUAAUAAUAAUAAUAAUAACGAUAAUAAUAAUAAAUAAUAAAUAAUAAUAAUAGAUAACAAAAGAAAGCCACAGGCCUGUAAAUUUUAUUUGUAAAAAGCAUUUCUAUUUUUAUACAAAAAUUUUUACUGCCUCAGAAAUAAUGGAAGUUAUUUAUUGCCUAUUGUUAACUUAUUGGAUAACUAAAGAGCAACUCUUUCCGCUAGCUAGAUCCUUUUGAAGUAGUCUCGAGAGUAUAUGUGCCAAGAAUGGGUGCUUUUUCACUGUUGAAUCCUACAUCUUUUAUGGUUCAUACUUUUAUAUCCUCCUGUUUGUAGUUUUGUCUGGUUGACUUUGUUUGUAAUUUCCAUUAUCUAGUUUAAAGUUGAGUCGUCUUGGACUAUCCUUUCUCUUUCCCGCUACCCUUCCCAACUCUCCCCUACGCCACAACGUUUUCCUUUUGUUCCAUUUGUUGAAACCUUUCCCCUCCGUCCCCGACUUUUCCUCCCCAAAUGAAACAGAAAUCCAUCUUCUCUAACUCCUUAUGGAUGGAUUCCUUUUUUGGGGUCCCCUCAUUGUGCCGUCGUUGUCGACCAAGUGUACAGUUAAUGCAAAUUGCGCAAAUGGCUGAGAGUCUAAUGAUGAAAGAUUUGCAUUAGUUUUUCUCCUGCACCCAUUAAAAAGUGAUUUUUGUUUUCUGCUGCAUAGAUUCUCCGUAACUUUUUUUCCUCUUCCUUGUUUUUCCCUAGACAUCUUCAUGCCCGUUAGCUCAUCGUUUGCCUAGCAUGUCCCUGUGGCGUCUUAAAAAAAAGUUUCAUCGUCCCGUCAUUGUUUCUGAUGUCUUUCUGACCUCACAUCAUAAUUUGGUUCUCCUACUGACCUUUGAUCUUAUAGUUUGAACCUUUCGAAAUUUUGCAUGUGACCUCAUCUAGCUAUACGAAUUCUGGGAAGUCAAUGUGAAAAGCAUUGCUGCAUUUAUGCAAGGUUGAAAUUUAUUAGUAGUCAAAAAUUAAGGAUAGGGUUAUUAAACACACACACACACACACAACCUGUGGCAAAAUGUUUUGUUAGGGCUUUUAUUUGUUCCUUUUCCUUGUUUUAUUAUUUUGUUUCCUUUUUCGUUUUUUUUGUGUUUUGAAAAAAUAUAUAAAACAGACUUGAAAGUAUUAUACAGAGAUUGGCAUUCUGGCUGGUCACUGAUGACAAUAGCAAUAUGUGUCCAGAGGCACAGAAUGUUGGUUUCUACCAGACUACUUCCAAAACAGUUUGAAAUGAAGAACUGUCUGAUUUUAAGUCUCUAGAGGUCUGUAAUAGUUUUUACAUUUUUCAGGCAGUGUAAAGUUUUUUGAUAAGGCCAUUUUAGGUGGCUCACUUUCUCAUUAAGAAUAUAUAUAUAGAACCACUUUUUUGUAGAUUAGUAUAACGAGAAAAAAUAAAUAAAAUAAAAUAAAUUUACCCUGUUUUAGGGCAAAUGCUACCUAUUUGUGUCACCUUUUGCUGAACUGACUCACAAGUUAGACAAUCCAUGAAUUAAUGCACAUGAAAAUUACCUAUAUUUUAUACUGUUUCAAUGUACAGGAGAAAGGUUACUGUAAGCUGUCGUUCCAUUGGUGCUUCUGUGAAUUCAGUUGUGGUUUCAUCCUGGGUCCUUUGGUCUUUAAGUGUUCUGUGUUUAUAAACAAAGAGGUUUGAAAUUGGUUUUUACUUGAACAUCGACAACAGAACAAACAAAAAAACGAAUUUCAAAAAACAAAAAAAGAAGUUUGCUUAAAAUUUAAAAAAAUAAAUAAAUAAGAAGGGUUUCAUGUGAAAAAUAAAAACUAUUCCAGACUAAGUUUGUGUUGGCUUCCGUGACGCAUUGGUGUCGAUUUUUCUUUCCAAUUCUUAUUGUGGACAAUUUAGAAGUGUUUGUGUUCAGCAAAAUGUGAUCAGUUUUUCUUUUCUUUUAAAGAAAUAAUAAUAAAAAAGAAAUCAGUGGGAAAAAAAUCUUAGUGCCAAACUUCAAAGGUACUUUUUUUCUUCUUCCUAGAGUUUCAGUGUGUUUCUUGUGUGAAGUAAUUUGAUAACAUGGGUAUUUUACUAUGUGUUUUGUAUAAAUCCCUAAUAUUUAAAGGAAAAGAGGUUAAAACAGUUUGUUAACUUGCUAUCCUGUGGUCUUGUUGCCUGAAAUUGUUGUUGUUUGUUAUUUCUCUUGGAUGUUUUUUGUAAAACAUUGUACAAGUGCCCAUGUUUCACUUUUCUAACCACUCUGCACAUCCGCGCUGUGAAAGCAAACCUCACAAUGUAAUUUCUUCAUAAUGUAUGGAAACCUCUAAGGUGAGAAAGUUUUGAACUUUUAACCCUUUCCACCCAGAGCUGUCUUGAGUGUUAAUACUUUUAUACAUUCACCAUUUUGCUGUUUAUUUUUAUAUAUACAUAUAUAUAUAUCUAUAGCUAUAAAUAUAUAUAUACUUAAUUUUUGUGGUUUAUUUAAUACAUGGUUGAAAUCAGAAAAAUGCACAGGGCCGACCUGAAGGACAAAAAAAAAAUAUUUUACUGCUGUCUAAAUUUCUUCUGUAUCUAUAACUUAAAAAAAAUAUUUAAAUUAGUAAUUGUAGAUCUCCUUUUUAGGUCUUUGGUUUUUUUGUCUUUUCUUAAAAAGAGCUUUUAAUAUGCUGCUGGGAAAAUGCUAUUCAGUAUUAAUAAAAUAAAAUAAUAAUUCUUUAAUUAUGUAUUGUACGACCACUCCUAGACAGGAGAGGUAAACCCACGAUUUGAAAUCCAUUGAGGAAAAAAAAUAUUUUUGUAACGAAAUAAAAUGAACUUUUGCUUAAAAUCCAAUGCACUAGAACUUCCUGGAUGAAACUUUAUUGUGCACUGCAGUUAAAACUAUGUUUUAUGGAUGAGGUUUACACAUGUCGUAUGCUUUGAUGUGUUAUCUGCCGUUACCUGUAAUAUAUUGAUCCAGCACUAAUAGAUAUUUAAAAGUAGGUGUGGCAAUAUCUUUUGUUAACCUGAUUUCUGUUGAUAAGGGAACAUGCAGACUUUUGAAUUGCAGCAAAUUCUUGGAAAGGCAAAAAAAAGGGAAUGCAGUUAGAUUACCUAGCUUGGAUGCCAAUAAGGCAGACAUAAACUAGGCACCUUUCCUGGAGAAAGGGCUUCAAUGUCCCGGUGGAUGAGCUAUUUAGGCCAAGCAGCAGUAGACCCUGGGGAAGCAAAGGCUUGGAAGAUCUACUGUAUAUACUCAUGUAUAAGUCUAGACAUUUUAGUCAAAAAAUCAACUCCCAAAACCUGGUUGACUUAUCCAUUGGUCAAUGUAAAUAUUGUACCUGAACUAUUACCAAAAAGGAGAAACCAUCCCCUUCUCUGAGAAGGGGCAAAAGAUGGGAGCUUUGCCCAAUCCAGAAGAACCUAAAAGAAGCACCAACCCACUUGACUCUUUCUUCUGUGAUGCUUCUUACGGACUUUUUUUGAAUGCUUAGGUGGGAAAAUGGUGGCAGUGGGUCCUUGUUGCUUCCUCACAAAUGAGGUGCUGAGAUAAUAAAAAGGAUCAGUGCUUCCUUUAGGUUUUCCUGACAUGGACAAAGCUGUUACCUUUCACCACUCUACUCAAAGAAGCAAAUGGUUCCUUUUCUGAUAAGAGUUACCUGUAUGUUCAUAUAUAAGUCUAGGAAUUUUAGUAAAAAAGGCAGCACCAAAAACUCAAGUAGACUUAUCCAUGGGUCACUGUUAGUGGAGUACCUUAAUUCGCUAAGUCCAUCCCAGGCAAGCCUAAAAGCAUCACCGACCUUGUCAUAGAAUCAUAGAAUCGUAGAGUUGGAAGAGACCUCGUGGGCCAUCCAGUCCAACCCCCUGCAAGAAGCAGGAAAAUCUCAACCUUGUCAACCUUUUCAUGCAUUUUUGAAUAGGUGAAAUGGUAGCUAAUGGCAGCAAGCAUCCAGAGGUGACAUUGGUACUUUCCUCUCUUUGCAGAAUGGCCCCCAAUUUAUCAUAUCAAAGCCUUUAAUUUUGGCACUAAAACCUACCUUCAGCUACUACAUGAGCUUGAGAUACGUAAAUAGGUAAAGGUAAAGGUUUUCCCCUGAUGUUAAGUCCAGUCGUUUCCGACUCUGGGGGUUGGUGCUCAUCUCCAUUUCCAAGCCGAAGAGCCGGCAUUGUCCGUAGACACCUCCAGUGUCAUGUGGCCGGCAUGACUGCAUGGAGUGCCGUUACCUUCCCACCGGAGCAGUACCUAUUGAUCUACUCACAUUGGCAUGUUUUCGAACUGCUAGGUUGGCAGGAGCUGGAGCUAGCAGUGGCCGCUCAUGCCGAUCCCGGGGUUUGAACCUGGGACCUACGUAAAUACCAUACCUUAACUAUUAUCUAAAAUGGAAUCAUCCCCUUCUGUGAGUAGAGGGGCAAAAGGCCUUUUUGGAUGUCUAACUAGUAAAAUGGGAGUAGCACUGCCCAAGAGCGGCUGGCUCCAAGGCAGGACUGGCACCUUCCUCUGCCUGAAGAACAACCUUCAACCGAUCAAUGGGUUCUGCCCUUGACCUAUAAAUGAAGUCAACUUAUACAUGAGUAUGUACAGUAUCUGUAGGGCAGAACAAACUCAGCAGAAAUCACCCAGAGCAAGCAAUAUAGAGGAAAAAUACACUUUCAUCUGAAUGUAGCAAAUUCCAUUGAACUUCAGCAGUAGUUCUGGAAUUAUUUUGACAACAGACCUCCACAAACAGGCAGUUUAUGUGAUUCGUUUUUUUAAUAAAGAAAAUUGUGCCCUUGGCAUUUAAAAUCAUGGUGUGGAGGGAAAGCUGCUCAAAGAAAGAAGCACAAAGUGUCUUACUGGACAAAUAAACGCCACCGGGAAUGUCUGAACAACACCCUUUCUAGAUGUUUGGGUCAAUGCAGUUCAGUGUUAUUAUGCUGUCAUUUUGGAGACAUGUUCUUAAUGUGCCAUAGGGUUGCAGUCAUUUAAAAACACUGCCUGUCAUACCCUUUUGACUUUGGACAUACUGUUUGUGUUUUCCUUGCAGUAGAUAUAGAAAAUGUGAAGGACAGAUAACACUUUCCUAAACAUGCAAAAUCUAUGUAUCAGGGAACUGCCAUUAAUCAGGGCCUACCUGGCUUGUGUGCUUUAAUGUUCAGAGAUCCACACCUGCCAUUCAUAUAUUUUAAUAAAUUUGCCAUGGAAUUGGUGAUGUAGCAAAAGCAGAUUGCGACCUCUUUGUGAAGUGGAUAUCUGAUCUAGCUCUCUGUAACAACGAAAACAAUACAUUCACAAUCCAUUUGGCACUGUUGUUCACUUAAUCAAUAGCAACAGAUUUCCAUUUGCUAGACAUUAGACAGAUAUUUUUGGCACAACUCAGAAACUCGCAUGUUCCCUCAACAGAAAGUCAUUUAAUCCAAAGGUAUCGCCUUAUCUAUUUCAUGUCUCUGAUUCUCUAUUGUGACAAUAUUAAGGGUACAGGCCUUCAAAUGUUUACCAUGGAAAAUGUGUUUUGCAAGGGAUGGGUGGCAAUUACACAGCCCACUUAGAGGUUUUUUGACUGCAACUCUCUCUUGACUUUGCUAUCUAGAUCAGAUGGGAACUGUAGUCCAACAAGGCUGGGUGAUUGCCACCUCGACACAGAAGGAUUCUAUGAAUCCUCAGUGUUUGCAGAACAUAUCCGAGAAAACAGAAGAGAGAAAGAAAGAGAAAGAGAUAACCCUUCACUGCCUUUUCUAAAAGUUGGAUUGGAUAGCAUUCUUACUCAGAAACCAAAUUUGGGCCAUCUGUACUGGCAAGUAAAACCCUUUCCAAGCCAAUACAUUUCAGCAGCCUUUUAUGCUUCUGAUAAAAAGUCACUCCCUUGUGUCUAUUCCUCUUUGGUUUCAUUCAAAACACCUCCAAACUUUUUCCUUCCCUUUAAUCCCCCUCGUAAAUUAUCUGUUUAAAUUACAGAUGAUCUUCAUACCCCCUCCCUUGCUUUAAAAAGAUUGCUUUCUAGAGAAGCCCUGGGGUGGAAAGGACUAGAAUCCAAAUGAUGUAAAAAAAUAUAUAAAAUUUUUAAAAAAGGUUUCUUAUAGCACACACACUCACAGUGUAGGUAAAAUGUUCUGUAUUACUCUCGUGUUUUUACUACUGCUGGGGCCUUCCUGAACCUUUUGAGGGCUAUUUUGUACUUCUUGCAGCAAUUCUUUUGCCUACAGAAUUAUUACAUGCACAGAUACAUGAUAGGAGACCAUCAUUAUGGGUUUUUCCCCCCGAGACGUAUUCUUGUUUGUUGCUUAAAUUUCCAAAAAAACCCCCCAAUAGACAAGAAAACCCAACCUGAGAUCAUGUGUGAUAUAGGAGGACAUCAACUGUUCUGCUCGCAUAUAUAUAGCCUGCUUUGGAGCCCCAUGUGAGCCCUCCAAAACAGCAGCAAUGUAUGAUUGAUUACACCGAUGUAGAGUACAGUCCUCCCUCCACAUUUGCAGUUUUGAUUUUUGUGGGUUUUAUUAUUUAUGGAUUGGACUAAAAUAUUAUCUCUAGGGAUCUCUAGGUCCACCAGUAUGACUCUAUAGUCCACAUCCUCCUACCAUUCUAGAGGACCUCGAUGUUUCUAGAUUAGUGGUUCUCGACCUGUGGGUCCCCAGGUAUUUUGGCCUACAAUUCCCAGAAAUCCCAGUCAGUUUACCAACUGUUAGGAUUUCUGCAAGUUGAAGGCCAAAACAUCUGGGGACCCACAGGUUGAGAACCACUGUCCUAAAGGGAAUCUCUGGUUUGUCUAAUGCAAUUUUGUAGUCAGCUUCCACCAGAAGUUGGCCUUAGAAUUGUGCCAGAAGACCUAGCAAUUCCUUUAUUCGUGUUUUUUUGCUUUCAUAGGGUGUCCUAGGCCUCCCAACCCAAGUGAAUAUGGAGGGUGGACUGUAAUUCAUGCCAACAGCUGGCGCUAAAUUCCUUAUUCUUAGAAACCCUUAACAAUUGCACCAGGUAUCCCUUUUCUUCUUGUUCAAGUUUGACUUUAAAAUAAAUAAAUAAAUAAAUGAAAAUCAACUAUCUCAGUCCUUAGGAAUAAAAUCAGGGAUCCAAAUAAGGGAAAUGCAUAUGGGGAAAUCAGUAAAGCUGAAGCUUUGCCAGAUAGUUGCCUUUCUCAGUUCACCCUGCUAAGAGAGUAGCUGACAUGGCAUUAGGAACCAUCUUUUGCAGGUGGUUACAGUCUCACAAAAUAGGGAUUUUCUUUACUAAUGCACUGAACUCGCUUGCCUGCACAACUUUAAAAAAUAAAAUUCAGAUAAUUUAUCAUCCACUAGGUUAUGGAAUAUCGAAUACUAGGGGUGGGGGAAAGCUGCAAGAAUACAAAGGGCUUAAGAACAGAGGAAGAGGGGGGAAGAAAUAAACAAGGUGAAUUUGCUUAUCAAAAUUCAACUCCAAAAGCACAAAAUAUAGUAGUAGUUUUCCCAACCAAAUUGGCUCACAUCAACAAAAUGGCCAUCUUCAAAAGGAGUAACAAGUUCAUCUUUCUUUCACCAUAGGGGUUAAUAAUUAUUCCUUGGCUUUUGCUACUCUCUGGAAUCAUUUCACUGUUUCUGUUCUGAUUAACUUAAGUGCUAAUUAACAAAAGAGAGGAGUUUUUUUAAAAGAAAAAAUAAAUAAAACAAAAAACCUGUAGUUUCAUUACCUUUCUGAUCAAUGUCAUAACAAUAACAACAACAAAAUAACCCUGUGUACCUGGGCAGGGGUGGGAGUGGGGUAUUUGUGGUGUGAGAAAUUGUUGUUUGUAGAUUAAUAAGAAUUCUCUUUUAGUUGAGAAUGUCAAAAACAUAGGGCAUGAGCCACUCAUGCUUUGGGUGGAAACUCCAUGUGCAGAGGAUUCCCAUUGACUCAAUUGAGCUCUAUUUCACUCCCUAUAGACCAGCCAUGGGCAAACUUGGUCCCUCCAGGUGUUUUGGACUUCAACUUCCACAAUUCCUAACAGCCUACCGGCUGUUAGGAAUUGUGGAAGUUGAAGUCCAAAACACCUGGAGGGACCAAGUUUGCCCAUGGCUGGUCUAUAGACUCUUGUUUCCCAUAUGCCAUUCCAGUCCUGCAUUUUUGCCCAAUGGAAAUUACUUAUGCACAAGUAACUUAUGCCAGGAAAAAGGUUUUAUUGGCAUAUGGGAUGUAUGUUCACUUUAUAUGUGCUGCAAAAAACCUGGUGACUGGAGUAAUAGGGUUGACUUGAAGACCAUGUGAAUCCUCCAGAUAUGGAUCCCAAACCCAUGGGUGAAAUGGACGUUGCCCUAAGUUUUUGUAACUUUUUAAAGUUUUGUCAGAGAAAAGCCAAAGUUACUGCAAUGUAGUGGAAAACUGUAAGACCAUUUGAGUAUUGUUUCUGUUUUGUUGAUGCAUUUGGAUUUUGCUGUUUGAUGGAAUUUGAGCCAAAAAAAACAAAACACAAAACACAAAAAAAGAAACCCACAGGCUUUCCUAUUUCUAAAACUUGAUUGUACUUAUGCAUUUUGUACCAGUGGAAUUUUUUAUACUGGAGAUUUUAAAAAAUGGAAAAAAAUAAUGGUGGCUUCCUCUUGUGAGCCCCCAGGUCGUGGCUGAUUUUCACGUUUGAUUUCCAGUUGGUAGGAAGAAACGUUGGUUUUGUUUAGAGAGUUUAAAAACAAACAAACAAAGAAACAAACUUUGGCUUGGUUUAAUUCUUUCCCUUUGCUUAUAUUUAGUGUUUAGAAUUUUGUCUUUAAAACAAGCGGUAAGUUUUACUUUUUAUUCUGUAUUGUGCAGUUACACAAUAUUAAAAAAAUAAAUUAGAAUUUAGGAGUACACAGUCACUUUACGUGGAUAAAUGUAUUAGUUAAAAUAGGGGUUUGCUUUUUUGCUGUUUAGAUCAAAAAGUUUUUUCUGAUUCUUCUGUCUUCAUUGUGAACAUAACCGUGUAGUUGAAACAGUCAAACUUAUUUUUGUAACGUAUGUUAUUGUGUGAUGCAGUUUUUUGCUUCUGUCUCCAAUAUUAAACCAUUUUCCUAAUACUUGUCUCUCUUUCUCUCUGUGUGUUGUAAUGUUGGUGGUCAUUCCGUGUUGGUAAUACAUCUGCACACCUCACUGUUUCACGUCCCUGUUGAUUUUUUUUCUAUCUGUUGUGUACAAAGAUACAGUCGAUUCCAACUAAGUGAACCUCUGAUUGGAGAGUGAAUGCAGAUUUGUAGAAAUCCUUCGUCUAUUUUGCCUCCCCUUUCCUCACCCUCCCCACGCUAGCUGCCUUUUUGAACAUUUUCAUGAUAUAAGCAAGUGGUCAUUUUUAAUUACUAGCACACAAUCAUAUUUGGAGAUCCCCCUUUUUUGAAGAAAAAAAACACAUACACAUUUUCUUAAAAGAUAAAUCACAAGUAAAUAAUUUACUCCGAUCAAUGUCCCUAAAGCUAUGUGCAAUUGCUUUGCAGGGGCAUUUUAAGUAUUUCGAUGGGAUCAGAGAGAGGAAAAUGUUGGUGUUACUUCGGAACUACUCAGUGCUCUGACAGGAUUUGGAACUAGAUCUCCAGUUCUCAUCACACUAGAGUGUGAAUCCACCUUAAAUCCACGUUCUGCCUUCAGAAUUCUGGGCUUUGUAGUUUGAUGAGGCCCAGGACCUGACUGAUUGGAUUUAAAGUGAAUCCAAGCUCUAGUGUAAUGAGGUCCUUGAACUCAUGGUCUUAACUAUCGGUGGGAUUGAUCCCAAACCCACCCAGUGAACAACCUCGUUCUAGUUGUGUGAGCUCAGGGAGAACUUUAAAUGAUUGAUUCUAGUGUAAGCUAUUUUAAAGUAAGAACAGCAAUACUACAGUUGCUCAACUGGAAUGUUUUGAUCUUAGCACAUGAGGCAGAAAUAUUUCAAUGAUGGGAAAUUUAAAAAAUACAGAUUUCUAAGGAGGAAAGGCGAGUACAGUUUGCCUUCCACAACUACAGGUUUAAACUCUGUGGAUUUGAUUAUUCACAGCUUUGAUAUGUUUUCACUAGGAAUCUCUAAGUUGGUGGUUCUCAGCCUGUGGGUCCCCAGAUGUUUUGGCCUUCAACUCCCAGAAAUCCUAACAGCUGGUAAACUGGCUGGGGUUUCUGGGAGUUGUAGGCCAAAACACCUGGUGACUCACAGGUUGAGAACCACUGCUCUAAGUCCUUCAAGUUGACUUCCAGGAGAAGAUCUACACCUCUAACCACCACAAUAAUGGAGGGCCUCCAGUGCUUUACUGUUUAGCUCCCUCUUUUUUUAUCAAAGAAAACUAACAUUCUGCCCAAAACUCUUACAAAUUCUAUCAUCCCUUCCUCAACCCUUGACUGUGGUGGGAUUGAUCUUGUUACUGUUGAAUCGAUACAUCAAGUUUGUCAAUCCGUCAGGAGGAGGAGGGGCUAUGCAGAGAGAGGAAGUUCGACCCCCAUGUUCUCUGGGACUCAAGCCAUACAUCCAUCCCUUUGUUCCAACUCAGGAAUCAAAGCCCACUCAAAAGUGCUCUUACAAAAUGGAGUCCACAGAUUUCCUGCUUUUUUUUUUCCUUUCCCCUGCUAGGAAGUGCUCUGGUAGCCUUUUCAGAUAGGAAGCAUUGCACCCCGGGCGUUGCGGCAACUAUUUUUGGGCAGUCCACGUGGGGACCUGGUUUUACUUUUCCUCCAUUUACAGAGCUUGCGUCCCAAGCUUCUGUCUGUGGGUUUCCAAGAUGGUGCCAAUUGCCGUCCUCCUUUCCUUUGGGCCUGUUCUUGAUGCCUGUUAUGUGGCUUUGCCGGUGCCUGCCUCCCGCAAUCCCACUCCCUGGUAUAUGUUUUCCAAGUACCUCAUCAGUGCAGCUGCAUCAUGUGGCCGCAUCCCGUGAUGCAACUGUGUGCCUGCUAUGUCAUAAAAAUGUAGACCCUCUCGUUACAAAACAGAAAGGAAAAGAAAAACUGGGAAUGAGAUCACCUUCCCAGGAAGACUGCAUGAGCCUUAAUUGUGACAAGUGCUGACAUUUUACUGCAACGUAAAAAUUGCAAGGGAUUUCUUUUAAAAGAAAGGAAAACCAAAUCUGCUUGAUAAACUUUUUCAGCCAACUAGUGCAACCAAAAGCUCAGAACAGAAUUGGAAACAAUAUCAUUCAGAAUUAAUAGAGUGGCAGACACGCAUGGGGCAUUAUGGGUCCAAAUCCCACCGUAACUAUUAAGUGGUUUGUGGCCAAGGCAUUCAUUGUUUCUCAGCUGCAUAUUACAUUUGUGAUUUAUGAAUUAUAAAAUAAACUGCAUGGGCCAGUUUACACAGUGAUAUAUCCUGGUAUAUACAUCUGCUGAGGUCAUGUCAAAAUCUUACUGAUAUAUUCAAAUGGAGAAGCAGAGUUUGAAAUGAAUUGAGGGUCACCAACCUUACAGAAUGUCAGGGACUUUCAAUUAUUAUUUAUUUCUAAUUUACAUUGCUUGCCAAAGGACAUUCAAAGUGUCUUUACAAAAAAAUGUGCCUUGCUAUUAUCCCAGGAUAAGUGAAUGUGUAAACAAUACCACCAUGGUUUAUCUCUUUCCUUAAGAAACACUGAUAUGGCGAAGUAGUCAGGAUAGUUAUCCAGCAUGCUUGACUGAGAGCAAGUUCUCAUGUCUCAAAGGGAAGCAAGACAAUGCUCAAAAAGCAUGACUUUUCAGCUACACUGCACAACAUGUGAGUCGACAACCUGAAUGCAGCCCGCCAGCAAUAUAUUUGUGGCUUGUCAGAGAGCCGACAACUGGCUCGUUUUCAUAAAGGUGUCCUCAGCAAGUUGAAAAAAAAAAACACACUUUUGGCCAUCACCUAGCAGGUGGUCUUUAUUUGCCCACUUUUGUUGACUCAGCCAACAUGGGCAUCUUCUAAGUAGGUUACAACCUAAAGGAAGAGGGUUGCAAAUACAUAUUCAAAAACAUCAUCUCAGCAAAUGCACCACAUUUGCUAAGAUAACAAAUGAGAACAACACCAGUUCUCCACUCAAAAUUACUCAUCGGCUAGUUUUACCCCUAAGCAGACUUAAUGUGGUCAAAUUUGGAGCUCAGCUUGGGAAAAUAGUAUUUUAAAUGGCUUGGGAGCAGAUCUGUAAGGAGCAAAAGAAGAAGAGUUAAGUGCUCCCGUCACACCCAUACAUUCUCCCAUGGAUUCAUCUUUGCAUCCGCGAAUUUUACUUGCAAGGAAAACAUUUUUUUAAUGCUCCACAACUCUUUUGUGACAUGCAUGCACACCUAGAUUAAUGAACUGCAACUUCAAAAGUUUCCAACACCCUCGUAUGUAAAAUUGUUUGCAGAACCAUAAGUAUGUUUAUAGUUUUGCAUUGUAUCCACAGCAGUUUGGUUUUGGAAUCCAUCAUGGAUACAAAAAAAAAAAAAAGAUCAUGCCCAUAUUAUUAAAUGAUGGUGACAUGAAUGUCACCACCAUGUUCACAUCACCACCAUUUACCAGUGUGGCUCAUGACAAUCCAUGGUUGAUGAAAAUCUGGAUCCUGCCAAUCCAAAGGGCCAAUGUACUAACUACAUUCCUGUUUUUAUUGCCAUUGUGUUAAUGAACACUCUGCAAUUCAUUCUGGGGUGCUAACCUUUGCAUUUUGGCAUUAUUUCCAUUUUUUGCUUAACCACUCACAACAUCCCAUUAAGGGCCUAUUCACAUAUGUCCAAAAUUUAGGUGUCAUUAUCUAAAAAUUCUUUAUCUGUGAGAAAUAACAGAAUUCAUUUUUCAGAUGAGAAAAAAUUCAUGGAUUGCUGUGAGAUUUCCAGGCUGUAUGGCCAUACUCCAGAAGCAUUCUCUCCUGAAAUUUCACCCACAUCUGUGGCAGGCAUCCUCAGACAUUGUGAGGUCUAUGCCUGCCAUAGAUGUGGCCAAAACAUCAGGAGAGAAUGCUUCUGGAACAUGGCCAUACAGCCUGGAAAACUCACAGCAACCCAGUGAUUCCAGCCAUGAAAGUCUUCGACAACACAAAUUCAUGGAUGUUUUUGGGGCACUCCUACAUCAUGAGAUCAGCCAGGAUAUAAUUCUAAGUUGAAGAAAUAUGACAGAUAUAUAGACAUAUCUGUCGAGGAAAGCUAAGCUGUUACACAAGAUUGGUCAAAAUGGCAAAAGACAAGCCACGCAGUUUAAUGCUCAAGGUACAGGUACUCAUCUAAGGAGGACAACCUUUUCUGUAUGGUGAUAAAAAAUAUAUCUUUCAUGCCUAUUACAGUGCAUAUUUCACAUUGCCACCUCAAUUUCAAUGUGAUUGUUUUUAACAUAGGAAGUAGCUCGCAAUCGAACCUAGAUCAGUAGCAAUCCCUUUGUGACAUUAGCAGCAAAGGACGACGGCUCCAGUCUCUUAUCAUAGGAGCUUUAUUUUCUAUGUUCCAAAAAUUGUUGGAGUGAGUGCAACAUAGUUAAUCCAAAUUAGAUGGUCCGUAGGUAUCAGGCUAUGAAAAGGAAAGAAAAACAGUGUACUGUGUUUCAUUCCUGAUAAGUGAAUAAAGUAUUGUGGAGAAGCAAUGAGGUUAUUCACUUAUCAGGAAUCGACUGUACUGCUGGUUUGCCUGUUUUUGUUCUUCAUUCUCUGUUGUACUUUCACAACUUUGCUGUGUCCUGUUCGUUUCUUUUUUUUUCUUGCCCCCUUUUCUUCCUCUCUCUCUCUUUCCCGGUCUCCCUUUCUUUCUCCCUUCCUUCUCUCUCAAUCUUUCUCUCUUUCUCCCUCUUUCCCGCUCCCUCUUUCUCUCUCUUUCUCUCUCUUUCAAAUGCUCUAGCACAAUCACUGGGAAGUCUCCCUUCUUUUGACCAUGAAACAUGCUCUCAAAGCGGGGAACAAAAAAAAAUCUUAUCAAAAUCUAUGCACUUGCUAUCAGGAACACAAUCUCGGAUGUGUCUUAUAUCUAUUCAGUGAGUGAUUUCUUAAAAUGAAGCUACUGAAAGGAUUCUUUUUUGUCUGUAAAACUUUUCUGAGGGAUUAAAAAGCAAAGAGUUUCUAGGGUUCCGGGCUUUAUUUUUGUUGAACUGAAAAGGGAAUGAUGAUACAAAGUCUUAAAUUCCUCCAUGCCAAAUGCUUCUUUUUGUAUGGUAUUUUAAUCUAUUCGUGGAACUUGGAAAAGAAAUGGAUUUAUAGGGAAGAUGGGAGGUGGGUAUUCACAGAGCAAAAAUUUCCUGAAAGCCAAGAUUGUUGUCAAACAUGUUCCUUUUACAAUGUAAAGGCUAUAUUGAGGAGAAAGAUUAUUUUUCUUACUAAAUAUGAAGCCAUUUUGGACACCAGAGAACGGUUUAAAGUGUCUGAUGUUUGCCAUAUACCAUAAUAAACUUAUUAUGUGUCUAAA
Messenger RNA from Anolis carolinensis (green anole), 17776 nucleotides. It is a transcript of the gene celf2, whose product is annotated as CUGBP Elav-like family member 2. Gene Ontology annotation, biological process: mRNA splice site recognition; regulation of alternative mRNA splicing, via spliceosome. The transcript has 16 exons. The record is from RefSeq and is a predicted model, not a curated record. Gene Ontology annotation, molecular function: mRNA 3'-UTR binding. Lineage: Eukaryota; Metazoa; Chordata; Lepidosauria; Squamata; Anolidae. Gene Ontology annotation, cellular component: nucleus; cytoplasm; ribonucleoprotein complex. Bases 1143 to 2870 code for a protein of 575 amino acids.